AUGUUGACACCAUCGUCUCUCGAAGACUUUGUUGUCCGCGCUGCUGCAUGGGAUGACGGCGGGGUGGAGUUCAUCUUCGCGGACAGCACCAUCUUGUCCUUUGUGGACAACAUGAACACUUUCGUUGCAGUGCGCAGCAACCCUAGUCCUCGCCAGACCCAACCGGCAGCAACUCAAGUGACCCACAAUCGACAGCAACAGGAGCGGCGGCAGUGGCCGCCAACGACAGCAGCUCCAGCAGGUGACUAUGUGGACUCCAUUGACAACUCCAAAGAUGAUGACGAUGAGAGCUGCGAGCUUUGUUUUACAGCAUGGACACUCAGUAAGAACGCGGCCAAGGUGCGCGCAGCUCUGCACAUCUUCAACAGUCUCAGCGAGCAGCCACGGUUACUGCUGCCGCUGCUGCCUUCAAAAGCUUCUGUACCUCUUCAGCCGUCGUCCUUGUGGAGAACUAACGCCUCCUCGAUGGCACCGGCAGAUAUGAUGGUGGGAACUUGCGGUGUGUGGCAAGAGCCCGGCCCCCCGAUCGACACCCUGUUGUUGGAGCGGCGUGCUGACCUUUUCCGGCGACAUGUUGUGCUUGGCUCUGUUCGCGAGUGGAUGCCGGCGCCUGAAACGCCUCCGCAGAGACACUCAGCUGGCCCAAGCGCUGCGCAAGGCUCUUCAACGACGUCAGGGUUGUGUUUUAUCGAUUCACCGGCCGCGUCUUCAACUAUUCUGGAGAGAGCGGCGCAGUUGAAGGUAGGAGACGGUGUAUCUGCGCACACAGCGUAUACCGGUGAUCCAACGGCCUCAUUACCAAAGGAAGUGCCCGUUGGCACGGUACUCGAGCUUUGGUGCGCUCUGCGCCGCGUCCGUAUGACAGUGGCGGUGCACCGAGAAACCUUCACGGUGCGGUGGCCAGCGCCGGUGACCCGUCCCGACGGUUCGCGACUACCUCCGUCCUUUCACGCGCGGGACACCGAGGCAUUGCACCUGUCACCAUCGUCACCAAGCUGGUCCUCCUGCGUCCCUUACCCAGGCUCGGCAUCCGCGCCGCUACUCUUCGCAUACAUCGAGCAGACAUUCCCGGUGCGAGACCCGCCAGAUGCGUGGCGGGUGAUGCUUCAGCUGGCGCUGGAACUCGAAGCAGAGCUUCUUGAAGCAGAUAAGGAAGCACGUGCACUCAAUGCGGCGUCAGUGUCAGUGUCCCACGCCGCUGCCAGCGCUGUACUCGCGGAACACGACGGCAGUGUGGGCGGUUCUUCUACGUGGCAAGGCUGCUUGCCUGAACCGCAUCGCUGGAGUGGUGAACUGAACCAGCACCGUAAUAUCAACCGCUGCCGCUUCUCACCACUGUCUGCAUCGCAGGCGUCGCACCUCGCUGCACCGCGAACAGCGCGCGCUGUGGACGCGAUGCGGGCGCUUCACUCACCUGGUGCGCAACUUCGUUGGAUGUACGAGGCGAACCACUCUGGGGCAGGUAGGGAGAACCCGCCCGCCGUUUACUGGUGUCUACGGGGGACCACUGUACGCACUGCUAUCAACGCAACCCGCUGCAGCGUCGCUUCCGUGACUGGUACUUCGACGGCGGCACCUCUUUGGGGUACCGAAGUAGUGGCUUGGGUAGCCGAAGAUGGCAGCGUCGUGCGAACCAAGCUCGAAGGGCAGGGCUACACGAUCAAACACCAUCGUCUUCACUUGUCUUCGUCUUGUGUGGCUGCACCGGCACCGGUUGUGUAUCGACUCCAGGCGCACGACCCUGCAACAGCUGUGGCGACAGCAGACAAGCGCUUGCCGUCAAGGAUAGCGCCGCUGCGGUGCCGCCUUCGUGUUGACCCCAACUCGUGGUCAUCCUCACAGGGAGACAGAAAAGGCCUCACGGACGCCGCUGCUGCUGCAUCGGCUCCUCGGGUGGCGUUGCCGGUCGCAAUCAUCGAUCCACAAAGCCUUUACUGCUUGUCAGCAUCUUCAACGGACAACCUACAGGACGGUGAUACCACAGACCCAGUCACACCCGCGUGUGCGUGCUCUGUCUUGGAGGCGCUUACCACAGUCUUGGUGUCAAGCGAGCGACGCGUUGCUCGAUGCAGCGACGCUAACUUUAGCGCAGCAGGCGUGGCGCCACCUCUCGCAUCUGUAGGUAGCGCUGCGACGUGUGGAAGAGUGGCGAAUUCGGAAACACCCGACGCGGUGCGCUGCCUGCGCCUCGGCCGCUACAUCGCCUCUGUGGUUGACGUCGCAAUUCAGCUUUCCCAGGUGAACUGCGCUGCCCUGCGUGCGGCUGACGUCUCCAGCACAUCGACAGACAAACCACGACUCGCUGCGUACUGCUGCACCGAACCAUCAACGGCCUCGCCGUCGUGCUGGUCGCCUAGUGCACACGGCUUCUCAGGGAACAAAGGUGUCCACUCAGUCGCCCCAGUCAGCGCCUCCAACAACGCUUCUGUUGUCUCUGUUGUCUACCUGACAAGCCGGCUGGAGGGCAUUGGCACCUUUACGGCGCUCACCAACGGCACCAUUCGUGUCCACUUUGAUGAUCGCACCCUUCUUACCCUCGUUCCCGGUGUGAACGAGGUGGACGAAGCGCAGCUGCUGGCCACAUGUGUGCUGCGCAACGCCACACGGUGCAGGAUGCGGGCAUCACAGUGCUAUCCUGGACACGCGAUGCACCGCUACUUGGCCUAUGCACUCCCGUUUCGUCGAUAUGUGUACUGGCGGGCUGUACACCUGUGUGAGCCCGCCACCCACGACGGCGUAUGUGCUGGGAUGUCGGGUGGUGAAAGAGAAGUGGCCGCGUUGCAGAAACAACCGCAGGAGCGGCAGGCGCAGAGCCGUAGCACCGUUCUGAGUGACGCAGACGAACGCGUCAUUGCUCACCACGGGACUUCCGCGUCACUGGCUAGCAUGUCCACCAUGGCGACAAGCACAUCUCUCAUAGAGCACCAGCUGCUAGAUGAAUCUGUGUGUCUCCUGCCAAGUUUGCGGUCGUGUUCCUUGGCCACAUCUUUUGGUGUGCUGAACGACGACGAAGAGCGCGUGGGAACAGUGUUGAACAAGGCAUCUUGGCCUGCAGGGGCGAGCAGUGGCGCAUCGUAUCAUCAGCUGCCAAGUGAGCCGACAUCCUCUCCGCAUGUCUGCCUCCCCGUCUCUGAGACUAUGAAGCCUCACGGCUCUCUGCACGACACUGGUACAGUGUGGGGGCUGGUAGAGACGGAGCGAACGAUGCAGGCAUACGGUGACAGCGAAGAGACCGAGGUUGCGGCGCAGCGGGCGCGACUGCAGGAACUGCUUGAUCGAAAUGAAGCCCUUUCGCACGCCACCCGAGCUCUUUUACGUUACUAG
This is a messenger RNA of Leishmania braziliensis MHOM/BR/75/M2904, 3324 nucleotides long. RefSeq lists its product as hypothetical. The coding region runs from base 1 to 3324 and encodes 1107 amino acids. The record is from RefSeq and is a predicted model, not a curated record. Lineage: Eukaryota; Euglenozoa; Kinetoplastea; Trypanosomatida; Trypanosomatidae. The transcript has a single exon.